Messenger RNA from Physcomitrium patens, 3593 nucleotides. RefSeq lists its product as uncharacterized. The record is from RefSeq and is a predicted model, not a curated record. Lineage: Eukaryota; Viridiplantae; Streptophyta; Bryopsida; Funariales; Funariaceae.
UUACGAUCCGCUCUUUUUCCUCUUCUUCGACUUCUCCUGCAAAGCUCGUUCACGUUUGACAGUAUCUGUAGACGUGGAUAGGUUCUGGCAGAUUCUUGUGCAGAUAGGAGUAGUUUCUCAAGUACUGUCACGCAAGUUUGCCACGAAUGUGGGGAUCUGUGGGUGCGAGCCUGCGUAUUAUCUCGCCUUACGGAUACUGAUACCGAAGGAGUUGAGAAGAGAAGCUCGUCGGUAACCGAAGACGACUCGUUUCCCAAUCUCUGACGUGUUCUCUCAAAUCCAUCUUUAUGGACCAACCUGGAGAGUUGAGAAAGAUCCGCGAGUUUGAAUAGUGAAUGUUCGACAGGGUUCUGGUCGUAUGGUGUUCUGCAAAAGUUUUGAGUUUUGUUCCGACAUCAAACUGAAGUUGAUUGGGAGCUGAUUGAGAAGCAAUGACACAAUCGAUGGGAAUGCGAGCUGCGAAGUCAGUUCCUGUGGUGGCCUGGGCGAUUCUCACUGCCAUUCUGGUUCUCAGAGAGUUGGAGAAUGGGUUGAGACUGGUGGAGAGAGGUUGCCCAGAGAGAGCUGCGUACUCUUGGAGAUCCAACAUCGCACCCUUAGACAAGUUCCUCUGCAUGGCCACGAAUUUCUUCGUGUACGCCUCGCGGUCGGACGAUGGCAAGUGGAUAACCGGAUAUGCCGGAACACUCCUCGUCUCCGUCCUGGCCUUUAUGGCUGUUGAAGGUUCCAGGUUGAAGUCAGGGUUGUUUCUCUCCGUUACCUGGAUCUACAGCAUAAUCUCCCAAAUCACGGGCAUGUCCAUGUCCUUCUGCUUGCUUUGGUUACCCAUGUACUUCCUUUGUGACGCUGGAACUCGCGAUCAUAACCAGGCAUGGAAGAAGAAAAUCUCCUUGCCUCGCGUAUCCGCAAUAGCCUUUGCCUUCCUCUUUCUCUGGCUCACCGCCAUUGCACUCUUCUUCCCUCUCAAGACAGACAAGAAGCAGAUAGUGUGCUUGAUUUUCUUCGCAAUGCCAAUCGCAGUCAAUGUAGUGCAUCUACCCUUCGCAACACCCUUUGAUGCGCCGCAGCAGAAGGGCCAUAAGGGUGUGAUCGCAUUGCAUCUCCUGCAAGCCGCAUUCGGACUCACAUGGCACCUUGUUGCACUUUUGUAUGUAUUCUGCGACCACGACAUCCCUAGCCGAGUUAUCCAGCUCUUCAUCUCGCACAGAGCUGAAGAAUGGCCUGCCUAUUUCUUGUUGAUCAACUCUGUCUCGCUGUUCCUAUCUUUCGUUUACCUUGCGGCAGUUGAAGACGGACCUCUAAUCGCACUGAUUGAAUUCAUCGGAGCUUUCAUCUUCGGGCCGGCAUUCGUUGUCUCAGCUCACUGCGUCUACCGAGAGCAGUGCAUUUCCAAAGCAGUUUCCAGCGCUAGAAAAAAGAGGAAAGUUUGAAGUGCUUCAGUACAUGCUUGUAAAGGAAUCAAACUAGCAACGAGAGGAACUCAAGUGACCUGGAAUCUUCAGAAUGAGAUAGCGAUCAGAGCACAGGUCAAAGCAAUAAAUUCUCUGGGAUUGAGUGGAGUUUCUUUGCAAGGGACGGGACAUCCCAAUUAUCCUUACGUUACCUGCAAGCCCGUGUGCUUCGAUCAAAUCCAUCAUUGUUUCUGGACCUAAAUGAUCGGCAAAUUAGGGCCAUCACGGACAGGCCAAACAUAUCUUGGACGAAGGGGUGUCAUACAACAUAGCAGCUUGUUACCACGAUGUCCUUAGCUAUGCUCAUUCUCAAACCACGCUAAAACGCCGUUGAUGUUGCGAUGAAUUGCCUCCGAUGUGCCGUUGGGAAUGUCCAGGACGUAGUAAGCAAAAAAAGCCUCGAAGAUACCUGGAAUGGAGUCUGCAACUACAUCGCAGAAGAAGUGACGCCCUAGGAUGAUGCGGGAGGAUGUUGUGGCAACCGCCCAUGCCGUGAGGACGCUCCCAAAAAAGUUUACGAUAAUAGCUUCAGCAGUCGAUUGAAACUCCUUCAUAAUCACAAUCCGCUUCUCAAGUUUGCGUUCCAGAUACGGUAACCACACCCGGUGCGAUUGGUCUUUCCACAUUGGGAGGUACAGACCGAACAUCGUCAUCAACAGCAACACCCGCGUGGAGUGACCACUUGGAAACGACCAAUGGUCCACUUGGACUGUUACAAAGUGUUUACGGUUGUACUUUGGCCGCGGCCGACGCACGAUCUUCUUGAUGAUGGACACGAUGAUCAAGUCGAACAGGAAGGCCAUGAACAGAUUGAAGAAAGUGCGAAGCUCAGGGGUGAGUCUGGGCUCAGGAGCCAGGAACGUUGCGGCCGCCCAAGGGAUAAGGAAGUCGCCAUCGCCAGAGAACUCCAAGGUUCACAAGAAUAUUCAGAAGAAGAUUCCCAAGCCAUGUUCAUGCACCUACGCCAAGAACUUCCUGUCAAGCGCCACAACAUGGUCUAACAAGCUCAGCUUUUCCACGGCCUUAGCGAGCUUUGUUUGCAGACUUGGCGACGAUUGGCAAUUAGUGAUUAUCGGCUCCAGUUGAAGUCGUGGCGACUGUGGCUCUGAAGACCUUCCUCGCAGCCUUCUAGAGACUCGUCGCACCAUAGCUCCCACGCAGCAACCGAAUCCCUUGUUCAAACCCUCCAGAGCACGGUCCCAGGCUCAUAAAUCCAAGUCUUCAGAUAUUCUCUGCCUCAGCUACGAAUCAGACCACAGAUUGGCCUACCUCAGAACUUGACUCACAACCAGAAGCUAUCAUUCGGGUUUUCAGUUACAAGAGUUACCCACGAUGUCGAACACUCUCUUGUCCCGCUGUAAACAUCCGAUGCCCCAGCUUAGGGUGUAGCUACGGAACCCACACUACACUUCAUAAUGUCAAAACUCAAGUCAAUGAUCUCCAACCUCGUCCUAACCGCAACAGCAUCAUAACUGAGCAAGACAGCAUCAUUACUGCGAUCCAUGCCCACAUUUCCCCUCAGCAGAAUUUAGGGUAGCUUUAGUCUUCAAGAGUCAGGACAAUGAAGAAUCAAUGGUUUAUCUCGUAGAACAAUUGGUAGCAGGAUCGUCGACGUUCUAGAUCUCGUCAUCGUUGAAGAUAGGAUGCGUCGCCAGACCGGUGAACCUAAGUCACGAGUCGAAGAUGCCGAGUCUACGCAUCGACCGAUCGUCAACAGGCAUGGCGAUUCUGAUGCUCGCUCUGAUCGGAAGUUCACCGGCACUUGCCCGACAGUCAACCCCAGAUUAACCGAAACUGUUUCUCGUGCUUCGGAGGACCUUUUUCACAAAGCCCCGGCGAGUCGAAGCCAUCUCCAUCUGCCACCUGACUGCGCUGUUUAUCUCAUUAGAAAGGGUCAUAGUAAUUGCUAACCUCGGCAGUGUAUUUUACCCAAGUGAAAUGAAGCUUAGAGAAGCCUCGUAGAAGAAAAACAGAAGCGUCACCAGCGGGUAAAGGUACAAGCUGAUGAUGCGAAGUCGGAUCCAAAAGUUUGAACAUGAGCAGUGACUGCAAACCGAAAAUCGCUGUGGUACACACUUACUUUAACGAUUUGACGCUAAUGCAAAUCCUGCCACAGUAAAUGGGUUCAAUUGAGAUUGUUCA